Molecule: messenger RNA, 2343 nt
Organism: Schizosaccharomyces cryophilus OY26
Lineage: Eukaryota; Fungi; Ascomycota; Schizosaccharomycetes; Schizosaccharomycetales; Schizosaccharomycetaceae
Product: arrestin/PY protein 2
Exons: 3
Coding region: 188-1957 (589 amino acids)
Biological process (GO): ubiquitin-dependent endocytosis
Cellular component (GO): plasma membrane; cytosol; cytoplasm
Molecular function (GO): protein-macromolecule adaptor activity; ubiquitin protein ligase binding
Source: RefSeq, a predicted model, not a curated record
CACAUAUCUACAUUCGUAUGCGGUAUCACCCUUACCAAACUAUAAUGCAGAUUUCCUUAUGACGGGUGUUCUUCAUUGCCAAUUGUUUACAACAAGAACCGCUACUGAGUGAAUACGACAAAAACUGACAUUGAAAAGAAUAAUUAAGUUAAAAUCUGCCUCUGGUACAAGCCAGACAUUAUUAUGAAUGAAUACGAAUAGUCUAAGUAAUCGUCAUAAGAGUCCCGUGAAAUUAUUUGAAGUUCGGCUUUACAAUGCGGAAGCGAAUGUAAUCGUGCUGUAUGGUAAUUCACUAGACUCAGCCGCUAGGCUUUCAGGCAUCGUAGUCCUUUCAAUCUCCCAACCAAUCCGUGUUCGAAAUAUAAAGCUUCGUCUUACUGGUCGGUCUUUUGUUUGCUGGUCAGAUGAAUCUCGGAAUAGCUCCAAUGGUGGUACUAAAAUCCGGCGGCAAGUAAACCAAAUCUUGGAUAGGCAAUGGUCAUUUCUGUCGGGAGACGGUAACAAGACAAUUCAAGACGGUAAUUACGAAUAUCCUUUUGAUUACCAACUUCCACAAGAUGUUCCUGAGUCAAUUGAAGGAGUUCCGGGGUGCCAUAUUGUCUACACUUUGACAGCCUGCUUAGAAAGAGCAACGAUCCCUUCUUCAAAUUUGGAGUCUGCCUUGCAACUUCGGCUGAUCCGAACCAUUCCUCCUAACAGUCUUGACCUCAUGCACUCUAUGAGUGUAAGUGAUAUAUGGCCAUCAAAAGUCAACUAUGAAACGAGUAUACCCUCCAAGGUAUACGCGAUUGGCUCUGAGAUCCCAAUUAACUUGAAAUUAUAUCCUCUCCUAAAAGGACUCGGCAUCGGGAAGGUGACCAUUGUUUUGAAAGAAUAUUGUUCACUUUUUAUAACUUCGAAAGCCUUUUCCUCUACUAGUCGAAAAGACUUCAAGCGUGUUUUGGCUAAAAAGACUGUUCCUGGCCUUGCGAUGAUCGACGACUGUUGGCAAGAUCAAAUAAAAAUUCCGAUCCCUGACUCUUUGGGUGAGUGUACUCAAGAUUGUGAUUUGAAUUGUAUACGCGUUCAUCAUAAGCUUCGUCUUUCCAUCUCUUUGUUAAAUCCUGAUGGUCAUAUAUCUGAACUUAGAAACUCCUUACCUUUGUCAUUAGUGGUUUCUCCAGUUAUGUUUGGAGCUAGACCUGUUGAGGGUGUCUUUUCAGGAAAUCACGCUUCUUAUAUAAACGAAAAUGUUCUGCCUAGUUACGAUCGCCACAUAUUUGAUGUCCUUUGGGACGGUGUUCCUACCGAAAGCACUCCCGUACUCAGUGAACGCACUACUCCUAUUACAAGCCGUCGAAACUCUUCCGAUUUUGGACCAACGAGUCCCAUCCUUAGUAUAAAUACGAAGCCAUUUGCUUCCAACCCGUCCGUAUCUUCGCCUUCUUUAGGAUCUCAACCAAGCUUUUAUAUUGAGAAUUCCACUCAGUCCCCAACUGAUAGAACCGAAUUUCUUUCUCCUAUAACCUCUCCAAUAGCACCGUUUUCUGGUGCAUGUCGUAGAGCUGCUCGCUCUAGAGCCAGCAGUACUUCAUCAUCGUUUGGUGGUUCUCAAAUUCAAGGUUUACAGCCUGAAAACCCUUUUUUGCGUUCAACAUCUCCUAAUCGUGCUCUACCCGUGCGUAGCGUUUCGACGUUAAGUUUACAGGAAUUGGGUAAAUUACCACCUUACUAUGAAGCACAUUCAGCUUUCUCGAAUGUGCUUCCUCUUGACGGGCUUCCUCAUUAUGAACAGGCUACAAGGCCAUCAAGUCCUACCCCUUCUCCUUAUGGCAGUCAAGCUUCGACUGUUGUUGCGACGCCUACGCCUACUGUGCGUGUCUCACCGAUAGAAACUCCUAAUAGAAGUUCACCACGCUCGGUUACAGUAAUAAAAAGUAAGUCCUCAAGUAACCUUACUCAUCACGGGCUUCAUUAACGUUCUUUCGUUGUUCGUUGUUUAUCCGUUCCCUAGUUGUACAGUACAUGGCACUGACUUGCUAUAUCUUAGCUAAGAUAUAAGAAAACUUCAACUACUUAUUUUGUUUGUCACUUUUGAGAGGAAAUUUCUUUUUUUAUUGUGAUUUUGUUUGGUUUUAGUAAACAUUCAUGUGCUUAAUAUAUACCAACAAAAGAACUAAGAACUAGAAAGUCCAACUUUAGGGAUAUAUGAUAAAUCCCUAUAAUUACAAAUGGUUACCAACAAAGAAUAACAGAAAAAAAAGAAAAAAAAAGAAAAAUCCCUUCGGCAUCUCCUUUUAUAAAUGAAAUAUCUAAUGACUGCAUAAACAAUACAUUAAUAAAAAAAUAAUCAUUAUUCGUUAA